AUUCCUGGGUUUUUUUCCCCCUCAGGGAGGAGGAAUUCGUGGAUCUGAGCAAGGAAUUCGAGCCCAGCCUGGUGAACAGCACAAUUUACAUCCUGUCCAUGGCCAUGCAGAUGGCCACCUUCGCCAUCAACUACAAGGGCCAUCCGUUCAUGGAGAGCCUCGUGGAGAACAAACCCCUCCUGUGGAGCCUCCUCCUGUCUGGAAUUGCCAUCCUGGGGCUCCUCUGCGGCUCCUCCCCGGAAUUCAACCUGCACUUCGGCCUCGUCCACAUCCCCACCGAGUUCAAAGUGGUGAUCUCCCAGGUGGUGGUUGGCGAUUUCCUGCUGGCUCUUUCCGUGGAUCGACUCCUGCAAUUCCUGCUGGGAAGCUCCAAGCUCCAAGUGCCUUCCUGAGGGGCAAUUCCCAAUUUUUUUGGUUCUUUCCCUCCCCUCCCCCCAAUAAAAAUUCCCAACAAUCUGAAA
Myiozetetes cayanensis is the source of this 461-nucleotide messenger RNA. Its product is annotated as endoplasmic reticulum transmembrane helix translocase-like. The transcript is spliced from 3 exons. The record is from RefSeq and is a predicted model, not a curated record. Gene Ontology annotation, biological process: extraction of mislocalized protein from ER membrane; intracellular calcium ion homeostasis. Lineage: Eukaryota; Metazoa; Chordata; Aves; Passeriformes; Tyrannidae. Bases 99 to 392 code for a protein of 97 amino acids. Gene Ontology annotation, cellular component: endoplasmic reticulum membrane. Gene Ontology annotation, molecular function: P-type ion transporter activity; membrane protein dislocase activity.